GACCGCAUCGGAACCGAGUGCCACAAAAGAGAAGAAGAAAAGUGCGAUUAUCUAUUAUAGUUCUUUUUCCUUUUAAAUUAUCGAUAAGAACCGGUACAAUUGUGAUUUACAAUAGCGAUAAUGUGUGACAUACGUCGUACAUUAGAAGAAAUGGCUGUAGAAGAAGAAGUCAUUGAUUUAUUAAUAAGCAUACGGUGAUAUGCAACCAGCGUACACUGUUGACACAGAUAACAAGAAGUCUGUUUCAGCGAAGAGCUCAAACGAAGUUGCAUCAUUGCAGUUGAUCCAUUUUCCCAAAAGAGAUUCAUCGAACAGUUUGUCUACAAACAUCAGCAGCUGCAGCAGUAAUUUUUCAGAGAGCCCAUUGUUGCUUUCGCAAGAUUUCAACGAGUUUGUGAGCAGCGAGCAAAUUGAAACAGAGAAUAAAGAGCUUGCAGAUAUUUCAGAUCUGCAAAUAGUGAACAUUGAAGAUACUGUUAGUUUUGAUGUUAAUGUUGGCACAAACGAACCUGAUCUUGAAGACCUCACAGAAACAAGUGUACAGUUAGAGGAUGAGUUGAAAGAUUUCGACGACGUUACAACUGCUCCUGUACAAACAUCAAGUGAUAAGGAACAAGAAAAGCAAUCACCAAUUCCAAAUUUUAAUACAGCAAAUGCUGAAGGUAGAAAUUCGCUGUUUAAUCUCCUGCAUAAAAACGGAUCCCAUCUCCAAAAACUUAUCCACAAUAUCCACCGUAAAGAUUUGGUACCAGUGGGAUCUGACAUCAACUUGAUAGGAAAAGUUACUGCCAAACAUCUCCUCAAUUUAGCCACUCCUCCACAACGGAAAAUACCAACAAGUACUCUCAUAAGAUGGAGUAAAUAUUUUAAACGUCUAUUUCCAAAGACACCGAAUCCGCUUUUUAUGCCUUUAAAUACGAGCCAUAUAGACGUUCAGACGGCAUCAUACUUCAGAGAAAGAGAGCGCAAGGAGUGUUGCAGGUCCAACUCUUUCAAGAGGAGAAAACUUCUCAAGGAAAACCGAGAUGUUCUGUUGAGGCAGCCAUGUACGUCAGUCUCAACUGGCAGGGACAGAAGUCCGUAUCCUUCAAACAUAUCUCAUAUCACAAAAACUUGGAGAUCUGUCAGUCAAUCAGAAGGAGAAAUUCAAUCUAGAACUGAAAUUCCAAGAGAAGGUAUUUAAUUUCUUUUUUAAUGUUAAUAAUAAUUGCUUACAUGUUCUUAUAUGUUAUCUUUUGUGCCUGUAACUAAUUUUGUUGUAUUAGUGUCUCUUGCACAGACUGAUCCAACAAUAGAGUCUCAUCUUAAUUAUUUACGGAACGAAUUGCACUUGUCACGUCCACCGCUACCGCGGAAUUAAAAAUUUCCUUUUACAAUAACAAUCUCCAGCGUUAGACUAUAUAUAGUAAUAAUUGCGAGCGCUAGAUC
Ooceraea biroi (clonal raider ant) is the source of this 1428-nucleotide messenger RNA. RefSeq lists its product as uncharacterized. NCBI's taxonomy places the organism in Eukaryota, Metazoa, Arthropoda, Insecta, Hymenoptera, Formicidae. The record is from RefSeq and is a predicted model, not a curated record.